AUCGAUGACAUUUAUGAUGAGUUGGUGAUAACGAGUCCUGCGAUGACGUACUUUGUAUGGUCUGAAGAGGAAUAUAAUAAUAACACCAAUCAAACACUGGCUAAACAUUCAGCAAUAUCAUUGGCACCAGAAUUGGUAAAAGUGUCAAAAAGUGCCCUGGACCAAUAUCACAGACGAGAGUGGACUCAGACACUACUGUAUAUAUACACUUCGGGCACAACCGGCGGCAAAGUUAAGGCCGCCAUUCAAAGUGAUGGUCGAAUGAUUGGUUCAGCGGUUGGUUUAAGUCUUUUUAUGGGCAUAAAAAACAACGACAAUAUCUACAUAUCGACGCCACUGUACCACACAUUGGCCAUAAUGUUAGGCAUUAAUUUUUGUCUGAUCAACGGCACCACUAUUACAAUCGCCGACAAAUUCUCAGCCUCACAAUUCUGGUCCGACUGUGUUAGACAACAGUGCACUAUUGCUCUAUAUAUCGGUGAAAUGUGUCGGUAUUUAUUAUCGCAAACUCCCAAACCAGAGGACACCAGACAUACCAUACGGACAAUGGUUGGCAUCGGACUGAGGAAAGAGUAUUGGAAACAAUUUAAGACACGAUUUGCCAUAAAUCGCGUCAUUGAGUAUUACAGCGCUUCCGAAGCCAACCUUUUUACCAUCAAUUUUACAAACAAAGAGGGCGCGUGUGGUUUCAUACCAUGGUACUAUUUGGGUUUAGUUAAACUGCUAUAUUCCGCGUCUAUCAUACGAGUAGAUCCGAUCACUUUAGAGCCGAUCCGUAAUUCAAAGGGUGUGUGCAAAAGCAUACGCCCGGGCGGUGCGGGUGUGUUAGUCGGCAUACAUCGAGACAAUGAUGUGAUCCGAGAAUUCAAAGGCUAUACCAACGAAGAGGAGACCAAAAAGAAGCUGAUCCGUGACGUGCGAUCACGCGGUGAUUGCGGUUUUUUUACGGGCGAUAUGAUCAGAAUGGACCAUUAUGGUUAUUUGUAUUUUGUUGACCGUCUUGGUGAUACUUUCCGAUAUAAAGGAGAAAACGUGUCGACAACAGAUGUGGAGGCAGUGAUUCAAAGCUGUCUUAAUCUAAAAGACUGUAUGGUUUUCGGCGUAACCGUCGGUCAGAGCGAAGGAAAGGCAGGAAUGGCUGUAAUUAACGCCAAUCCAAAUGAAAUUGAUUUACAAGAAUUGGCGCAACAGUUGUCUCGACGGCUGCCCUCGUAUGCGAUCCCUUUGUUUAUUAAACUGACCGCCGAUAUAGAGGUUACGGGAACUUUCAAACUCAUUAAAUACAAACUUCAAAACAUGGGAUUCACCCCUCAAUCCAACGAUGAUUUCAUCGCUGUUUACGACAAAAAUAUCAAUUCAUAUAAACGGAUGACAAAUGAAAUCUAUGAAUCCAUACUAACGGGAGAAAUGCAGAUUUGAAUUAAUUAAAA
Messenger RNA from Medioppia subpectinata, 1430 nucleotides. Lineage: Eukaryota; Metazoa; Arthropoda; Arachnida; Sarcoptiformes; Oppiidae. The record is from the annotation of a GenBank genome assembly.